CUCCCACCAAUGUGGUAUACCUUGGACAGUUAGCUUCCGAUGUGACGGAGGGGGAUGUCGAGGAUUUAUUUGAGCCUUUUGAAGGGUUCAUUAAUUCUAAGUUUAUCCAAUCUAGCGGUAUUGCCUUUGGGCACUUUGAUAGCAUCGAGCAUGCACGCGCGGCCCGCAUAGCACUUAACAAUGCACUUCUGAGGGGCGCCACGUUGCGCAUUAGUUUUGGGAAGAGCAACCACACCAUGACGAUGGCGGAUAGGAUGCGGCGAGGGAAGCCGGCUCCGCUCGGUAAUGAUGAUGCGAAUGGCGAUUUCACUGCGAUGCCGCCACCGGCUCUUGGGCUUGGCGGUGUGAUGGGGGCACUUGUGGCAGGCCCGGGGGCUCCCGCAGCUGACGCCGGAGCGAUGGUGUCGCUACCCACCAUGGGCGUCAUGGUGGGCUCGCAGGCAGCCCCGCCACCGCCGACCUUUUUCACGCGGGAACGUCCCACACCAGAGAUGACGCUUGACGCCCGCCUUCAAUCACUUCUUGGCGCCACGUAUAACAACUGCGGUGAGGCGGACAAGUCGGUGAGCCCCAGUGUUAUUCAAGCCAUUUGUGACCUCGUUGAUGGCUGCGUGGAUGAGCAGAGCAUGAAGCGGCUCGAUGACACCAUUUUUCUCUACACACCCCUCAAUUCCUCUCAUGUCUUUGGUAUAUUGGCGAAGCGCAUACAUGACUAUUUUAACGAUGAUCCGCACAAGAAGCUUCUUGUUCUGUACGCCGCCACUCGGGCUCUGCUCGGUGCCAAAACGGAUUAUCUUCUGUUCACCAAGGCGGCCCUCAAUGCGUACCUCAUGAUGCUUUUUGUUGCCAGCGAGGGGCAAACACCGGGCGGGAUGGAGAUGCUCACGUCCAUCAUUGAGAACGUUCACAGAAAUCCCUUCAUUGAGCGACAGAGGCUGGAUGCGGAGUUCAUUGAGGUCUUUCGGGAGCAGCUGGACGAGAUCCACCGUCGUGCGAAGGUGGAGCAGGACUUAGCCUCGCUGCUUACGAAGAAGAGGCGCAGGUGA
Messenger RNA from Trypanosoma cruzi, 1046 nucleotides. RefSeq names its product RNA-binding protein, putative. The transcript has a single exon. The annotation marks the transcript as partial. NCBI's taxonomy places the organism in Eukaryota, Euglenozoa, Kinetoplastea, Trypanosomatida, Trypanosomatidae. Gene Ontology annotation, molecular function: RNA binding. The record is from RefSeq and is a predicted model, not a curated record.